GCUGUGACAAUAAUCACCUCGGCAGCGGUGGAAAAACGGAGGUGAAAGUUCGUAUUCGAACGACCGACGUGCUGUUGAAAUCACAAGACGUGAAAAAGAAACAUGGAUGAAAAUGAGGAUUUUACCUUUUCUCUACAAGGCAGCAAGGCCACUUAUGUCCUCAGCAAUGUCGCCGAGGUGGUUGAACGUAUACUGACUUUCUUACCAACCAAAUCGCUACUCCGGAUUGCAAGUGUGUGCAGGCUGUGGAGGAACUGUGCUCGCAGAGUGCUGAGGACUCCGCAGCAUCUGACCUGGGUGUCUGCAUGUGGACCGUCCAACUCUGAUGUACAUGCGCUGUGCAGCAUCCUGACUGAGGAGGUGGAGAAAGUAUUUCUCCUGCCUAAAAUGGUUCUGGUGAUGGUAGACUGCGAGGCUUUCACUGGACAAGCUUAUUGCUACAGACAGAGUAAAGCAAAAAAGAGUCGCCACAGUCCAGACACAGUUGAAGAACUGAAACUGCUCUUCCCCAGAGGUUGUGACAUCAUGGGUGUUGCUACACCAGGGAUAGUCCUGACGCCCAGUGGCUCUUAUUCCAGCCCACCUCAGGAGUACCAGGAAGGAGAGGCAGGCUUUGCAAUCAUGUUCCCAAGCAUGGAGGGUGUGCACAUUAAGCCCUUUCACUUUUGUAAGAAGUCCAUGUCUCCAAGUGCGCUGAAAGAAGCAGGGCUCGUUGACAACCCAGAGCUGCGUGUGGUACUGUUGUUUUUCUAUGAAGCAUAUAAACCAGGAGGGGCACGUUUCCUCAAUCAGAUGCUGGAGCUCCUCGGCAAAAGCAAAGCUCUCGUUGCUGGAGGACUGGUAGAAAGUGUCCUCUCUUCUCCCAGACACUGCUGUAGCCAGGGUUCAUACGGUGUGGUGGGCCUGGCCCUGAGUGGUCCAAAGGUGCAGGGAGCGUCUGUGCUCUUAGAUCAAGACGUCAGCAAUCCGAAGGCAGCUGAAGCCACUGUGCGGCGGUUAAAGGCUGCUAAGCUUCCAGAGAGAAACACCCUUGGGUUCAUGUUUGCCUGCGUGGGGAGAGGCCAGAACUUCUACAACAACCAGACCAAUGUAGAGGCCGACGCUUUCCACAAGGUGUUCCCUAACACUCCACUCUUCGGCCUGUUUGGCAACGGAGAGCUCGGGUGCGACCGGAUCAUCAAAGAUGACUACACUCUGUGCGACGCCGACACCGACAGCCUACAGCACGAGUACACCACGGUCAUGACCCUGGUCCAUCUAGGUUAACAGAUCAACCUGCAAAAACAUUGGACAAACAGUAAGAGUGAUGACCAGUCACGCUCCUGUUUGCAACAGCAGUCGGGAACAACAUACAUUCACAUACUCAUUAGUCACCUUGUGGUUCAGAGAAUCUCUCCAUUUCCUGCUGAUACAGCAGCAAAUGAAUCCUUAAGCUAUUCAUGCGUUGGCGUCUUUUGGGGAAUUACAGUAUGUUCCUCGGAGACUGUGUAUGAAUACAACCUCAUUUUAAAAGUAGUUUCACAAAUUGACCCUAAAAAGACAAACUGAUCAUCUCUGUUAACAUUCAGCUGCAAUAUACUGUAGCACCCUUGUAAUAUAUAUAUACUGUAUAUAUAUAUAUAUAUAUAUAUAUAUAAGUGAAUAUAUUCUUCUCAGAUUGUGCACAGUGAUGGCAUAUCUUUCUCACCCUCUGAUAUGAACCUGAUAGUUUGUUUUGCAAGUGAGUAAAUUAUACACACUUGAGUAUCGUAAGCUCUUGUUAUAGUUGAUGAUUCAACAAAAGCACUUAUUAUAUGUGAGUAGGCCUGUGGUUCUUCUUUCACAGAAUCAAGGAGAUCUUGAUUUGAAUGUUCUUCCCUCUCCUUAAGGUUUUACGCUUGAGGUUUUUACACUUGUCUUAUCAACUGGAAUAUCAAACUAUUUGCCUACAAAUACAAACAAAAGUAAGAUACCUACCGACUGUGGUUUGGCACUGUCUUAUGGUGCUUCUUUUCUAGUACACGUCAGGUCAUAUUUAUGACUUACUGUCAUGUACCUGUGAGCUGUGAGACUUAUUGGUCACCUCUAACCCCUUUUGAAUCAUGUUGGUGCUUAAUGUAAAACCAGUUCCUCACAUUUACAUCAGAAAAGUCUGGCA
Solea solea (common sole) is the source of this 2137-nucleotide messenger RNA. It is a transcript of the gene fbxo22, whose product is annotated as F-box protein 22. Gene Ontology annotation, biological process: positive regulation of proteasomal ubiquitin-dependent protein catabolic process; protein polyubiquitination; regulation of skeletal muscle fiber development. Lineage: Eukaryota; Metazoa; Chordata; Actinopteri; Pleuronectiformes; Soleidae. Gene Ontology annotation, molecular function: protein binding. The transcript is spliced from 7 exons. The record is from RefSeq and is a predicted model, not a curated record. The coding region runs from base 103 to 1266 and encodes 387 amino acids.